Messenger RNA from Etheostoma spectabile (orangethroat darter), 2045 nucleotides. It is a transcript of the gene il17rb, whose product is annotated as interleukin 17 receptor B. The record is from RefSeq and is a predicted model, not a curated record. Gene Ontology annotation, molecular function: interleukin-17 receptor activity. NCBI's taxonomy places the organism in Eukaryota, Metazoa, Chordata, Actinopteri, Perciformes, Percidae. The transcript has 9 exons. Bases 151 to 1437 code for a protein of 428 amino acids.
GCGUGUCACUGGCCGUACGUUCAACAAGUAAACAGGUUACCAGACAGACGCCGUGGAUUGUUGAAGUGUACGUAGCUAUCCUUUAUUUUUCUAUUUAUUUUAGUUAUUCAAGUUAUACUUUUUUUCAUUAAGGUCCAACAGCUGCUGAGGAUGCUGGGAGUCUCGCUGUUUUUUUUCUACCAUGUCAUGGCCCAGGGGACAUCUGAUGAAAUUAGAGUGAAAUGUUCUAAAUAUCAUGGGUCUCCUCCUGUCAAUGAAACAUCUCCAAGUUUACUGGCGGACCUGAGAGGGGAGCGAGUGACAGUGGGAGGAAAAGAUAUGAUGAACAUCAGCUGGGCAAUCAACAUUGAUGCCAGUAUUCGAACUCUGACAGGCACUCGGAUCAUAAUUGCCGGGGAAGCGUACCACUGUGAAUACAACUCAGUUUUGGCCACGGCAGGCCUCAGCUCAGAGCAGAAAUGGUUUUAUUAUUUAGUAAAAGCAAGCUAUGGCUCCAACCUCAUCCAAGCUGCCAAUCUUCCUUUGCCUCCACCAAAUAGCGGUCGCACUUAUAAGUAUAUCAACAUCGAAAUACCUCGUCCAGCAAGUGUUACAUCAAAGCCUACUACUACUACCUACUCACUAACUACAGGUCACAUAGGCUUAAAGGAAUUAGCCGUCAACUACACUGUGGGGGCCAUUUUUGGAGGACUGGCCGGUUUGAUGAUCCUAAGUUCCUGCUUCAUAUUCUGCAAAAGGCGGGGAACCAACUUUUCCAACCCAUUGGGUUUCGAAAAGUUGCCCACAUCUACCAUGGCUUCCAUCCCCGUCCUGGUGGUGUACCCUGCAGAGAAUUCAGCCUUUCAGCAGGCCGUGGUGGCCCUAGCUGAGUUCCUGCAGUGGCACGGCGGCUGCAGAGUAGCUGUGGACAUGUGGCAGCAGGGGAUGAUCGCCACGCUGGGGCCAAUGCGCUGGCUGGCGGAACAGGUCAAGGCUGCACACAGAGUGCUCAUCGUCUGCCCACUGUUCCCUUCACAGACCAGCCACUCUCCUCCAUACCACACAUUCCCAGAAUCCUCCAUCCCAGCAGCAGCUCAUGACCUUUACCCACUGAUUCUCAACAUGGUGGCGAGCCAUGCGAAGAGCGCCAGCGACUUGGAUAAGUUCUGGGUGGUGCAGCUGGGCGAGCAGCAGGACAACAAGCCUAGUAACCGUGCACCGGAACUGAGGGCCUGCAAGUCUUUUUGUCUGUUGAAAGACUUAAACAAGCUGCACAGGGGUCUGCAUACCCAGAGUCGGGAUAAGAAGAAGGUAUCCGAUCUGAUAUUCAGACCAGGGAAUGCCUACAGUGAAAAGUGUACAGUGAAGUUGAGGGAAGCUGUAGAAAAACUACGUGGACAUCAGCCAAGCAUUUUAAGAGAGGUGGAACCAUUGAGAUCCGUGGUCGCUAUUGUUUGAACAUCUUUACUGAAAAUGUUUAUAUUGGCGGGAAAAAGACGAUGAGUAGGAAUAGUUGAUUAGUGAAUAGCCGAGUCUUUCAUUUUGCUUUUCUGCAUUUAUUCACUUAUUUUGUUUUGUUAUGUUGUUUUUGUUUGUUGUUAUGGCAUAGACACAUGCUGAUAUUGGUUACUUAAACACUGGUGUGGACACUGCAGAGUGGAUAUGUGUCUCUGUCAGUAUUUCAUCUUUGGUUUGAAGCACUGCAAACCCUAUUUAUCUAUUUUGUAAUAACCUCAAAGUUUCCCAUUCUUUUUUGUUAUCCACCUCAAAGAGUCUCUGUCAGUGUUUUAUCUGUCGUCAUCAUCAUCAUGCUCUGUAAACUGAACAGUAGUACAAAAAAAGAAAUGGCCAACAAAGACCACUUCUCUGUUUGUGUAAUAGUUUUACGAAAUAAUGAACUUUUAGUAUUUGUUAUGUUUAUUUAAUCUGCAAUUCUUAUAUCUAUUAAAGAGAAAGAGGUGGUUGCUACCCCUGCAUUGUGUGCUUCUGAAUGGGAUCAAUGGGUAUAAAAAUUGAUGAAUAAUGUUCAUUGGAUUGUGUUUAUUGUUGAAUUUUUCUUUAAAUGG